Molecule: messenger RNA, 513 nt
Organism: Tripterygium wilfordii
Lineage: Eukaryota; Viridiplantae; Streptophyta; Magnoliopsida; Celastrales; Celastraceae
Product: glutaredoxin-C11
Exons: 1
Coding region: 103-411 (102 amino acids)
Source: RefSeq, a predicted model, not a curated record
UACUACUACUACAAACAAUCCUUGUAUCAGUCAGUCUGCAAUCUCACAUCAGCCUUUUGUUUCAGUUUCAUAAGCAUUCGAGCACGUUUUUAGCAAUUUGAAAUGGAUAGGGUAAGAGAAUUGGCAGCAAUGAAGGCAGCAGUAAUAUUCACAAAGAGUUCAUGUUUCAUGUGCCACAGCAUCAAUACACUUUUUUACGACCUUGGUGCAAGCCCUGCUAUUCAUGAGCUUGAUCGCGACCCUAGGGGGAAGGAAAUGGAGCGCGCUCUACAAUCGCUGGGGUGUAAUCCCACAGUACCAGCUGUGUUCAUAGGUGGAAGAUUUGUAGGAUCAGCAAGAGAUGUUUUAUCUCUUCACCUUGAUGGGUCUUUGAAGCAGAAGCUCAAAGACGCAAAUGCCAUCUGGUUGUAAUUAAUUGCUGUUUUAGACUUCAGUUUUGCUGUAUAUUUUUAGUUUUAUGAACUAUAAUAUGUGAAAUUAUUCCAAUGCUUUGUUUCAACAGGAAUUCUAACA